Molecule: messenger RNA, 7600 nt
Organism: Leptidea sinapis
Lineage: Eukaryota; Metazoa; Arthropoda; Insecta; Lepidoptera; Pieridae
Gene: SppL
Product: signal peptide peptidase-like 3
Exons: 11
Coding region: 230-1396 (388 amino acids)
Biological process (GO): membrane protein proteolysis
Cellular component (GO): lumenal side of endoplasmic reticulum membrane; Golgi-associated vesicle membrane; cytoplasmic side of endoplasmic reticulum membrane
Molecular function (GO): aspartic endopeptidase activity, intramembrane cleaving
Source: RefSeq, a predicted model, not a curated record
GUGACGGCUGUCGAAUGUCGAUCGACGAACAAGAAAAGCUUCGUGAAUAUUUUUAUGUGUACACAAAUAUUUUUAAAUGAUAAUUUGGAUUGAUAAUGGUAGGCGUGAAGUUAUAUUAGAUGACUGAUUAUUAACUCUUCGGAACAGCCCUCAUAUCUGAGGGCUCCACCCGAGGUCCCAGCAGUGAGCAGCACCGGUAUCACAGUCAAGAGAGACAUCAGCGUCAGCCAUGGCGCAAGUCGGAGCUAAUAUGGAAUACCAAGAAUAUAAGUGGGCUUAUUCAAUUAUGGACUCUUCCAGAGUGUCUGCGUGUCUGAUAUCGAUGCUGUUGAUCGUGUACGGCAGCUUCCGGUCGCUGAACAUGGAGCGCGAGGCUCGCGAAAAGGCUGAGCGGGAGAAGGAGGCCUCACUGCUGGGAAACAAGACUGCGUCCACCUCCUCCGUCAAUAGCAAUGUACAGACGUUGAACACUAUGCAAGCGCUAUGCUUCCCGCUCGGCUCUUCUGCUGCGUUGCUCGUCAUGUUCUUUUUCUUCGACUCUGUUCAAACACUCGUGGCUAUUUGCACGGCAAUAAUAGCGUGUGCGGCGCUUGCGUUCCUUCUGACGCCGCUGUGCCAGUACGUGGCUGGAGGCAGUGGUCGCGGCGCCGUGUGUGGCCGCUACUCCGCCCCCGAGCUAGCGGCCGCGCUGGUGGCCGCUGCCAUCGUGUCCGUGUGGGUGCUCACUGGCCACUGGCUGCUCAUGGACGCAAUGGGCAUGGGAUUGUGCGUUACAUUUAUAGCACUGAUCCGACUGCCCUCGCUGAAGGUCUCCACUCUGCUGCUCACUGGGCUGUUGCUUUACGACGUCUUCUGGGUCUUCUUCUCCUCCUACAUAUUCACCACCAAUGUCAUGGUCAAAGUUGCCACGAGGCCCGCGGAGAAUCCGAUGAACGUGGUAGCACGACGGUUGCAACUGGGCGGUGCCAUGAGGGACGCGCCCAAGCUGUCGCUCCCGGCCAAGCUCGUGUUCCCCUCCAUGCAUCAUCAGGGACACUUCUCUAUGCUUGGUCUUGGUGACAUCGUGAUGCCUGGACUACUGCUGUGUUUCGUGCUUCGCUAUGACGCCUACAAGAAGGCCACCCUCGUCUGCCAAAUGGGACAGGUGCCCGGCCCUAGGUCCAUGGGAUCCCGGCUGACGUACUUCCACUGCUCGCUGUUGGGCUACUUCCUGGGGCUCCUGACGGCCACGGUUUCCGCCGAGGUGUUCAAGGCGGCGCAGCCCGCGCUUCUAUACCUGGUGCCCUUCACGCUGCUGCCACUGCUCACCAUGGCGUAUGUUAAGGGAGACUUAAGAAGAAUGUGGAGUGAACCGUUCAUUGCUCCAACCGGGAAAACGACUGACUUCGACGUUUGAUCAGAUUGAGUCGCCGUGUGUGAAACAUUGCUCGCACAGCGCCGCGCUGAAUAGUUCAAUUUUUUUUUUAAAUUUAGGCUGCUUUAAAGUUAUUUGAAAAUUUAACCGACUACCGCCAUUUUUAAUGAUUGUAUUGAUGAAAGUAUCUAACAGAGAGUAAUUAUUAGCAAGAAUAUUUAAAAUGAAUCAAUUUUUGUGAGUUAAUAACAUAACAAACCCAUAACAUCAAGAAUUUCUUUGUUUUUUAACUAUAAAAUUAUAAAGCAGUUUGUAACGUCAAAUAUGUUUCACUGUCAAUUGUAUUAUACUCAGUUUGCGAAUUUUUAUAAUUUUUUAGACAUUAAGUAAAAUGUGUAGAAAUACGAGUGAAAUCAAAGAUAUCCAAUUGUAAUUGAACUACGUAUAAGGGUCGCUAAAAUGUAUUAUAAAAUGAGCGUUCUCUCUCUCUCUUCUCGUACUAACAACAUCCCAGUGGAAAAACAUCACCUAUCUCUGUCCAGCAGUAAAUGCUGAAAGAUAUAAGAGAUAGGUGAUGUUGGUGUUUUUCAGUAAAUUAAAAGCUUUGGGUACCACAACGGCGCCUAUUUCUGCCGUGAAGCAGUAAUGUGUAAGCAUUACUGUGUUUCGGUCUGUAGGGCGCCGUAUCUAGUGAAACUGGGCAAAUGAGACUUAACAUCUUUUGUCUCAAGGUGACGAGCGCAGUUGUAGUGCCGUUCAGAAUUUUUGGGGUUUUUCAAGAAUCCUGAGCGGCACUGCAUUGUAAUGGGCAGGGCGUAUCAAUUACCAUCAACUGAACGUCCUGCUCGUCUCGUUCCUUAUUUUCAUAAAAAAAGCUGUUACUGUGCUAAUUAAAAUAAAUAAAUAAAUAAUUCGUAGUGUGGGUUAAAUCUUGCAACUGAAGUUUAAAUUGUCCUCAAUUGAUUGAGCUGAAAUUAUAAAUGGUUCAGUACCGAUAAAAAUUAAUUUUUAUGGUGAUCAUAAUCCCGGAUCUCUCCAGAAUUAAGCAACACAUAAAGGAACUCUUCCUGUCUAUUGUAUAUAAGAUUGGCUCAUUACAACGCUCCUCAACGCCACAAAGGUGUCCUAAAAUUUUUCAUGUUCAACCAGACAGUUGUAUAAAUAAGAAAGGGGAAUUUCGACUAAAUUGUUGUAUAACUAAAACUAUAAUCUGGCAAAUAAUUUCUGCAUUUCAUAGAGUAGGUAAUACGACCAAACUUGUUUAGAUGAGAAAAAAAUACACAACUCUGUGGGGUUUAUCAUUUCUCACAAAUCGCAUCCUCUCUUAGUUUCAAAGUUAUGAAUUUCCACAUAAUAUGGGCUCAUUUGCCCUUCUAUUCCAUAAAAAGAAACAAUUAUUUUUUAUAUCUGAGAAUCACCUCCAUGCACCAGCAAAAAAAAACCGCAUCAAAAUAGGAGAGACGGAUUCAAAACUUCUAGUUCGCUCUGUUUGUGCAAUUACAGAAAUACCCAGACAUGUCGCAUCUCUCCCGCCUUCCGCAUUCGCCCCUCCAAGACUGUAUUUUUAUUGGCAGCUAUUCGCAGCAACGUCAGAACGAACUAAAAGUUAGUAUAGGGCUAUACAUGUUAAACUCAUAACAGCAACAUCAAAGCAACUGUUUAUAUUUACAAAAAAAAAAUAUAAUAAAAAUAAUACACCUUAAGAUUUUAUUACUAGUUAUAUUUGAGAAUACAAUUUUGUGUUUGUUUUUUUUUUAUUCGAAUCCUUGUUUUAGCCGCUUAAUUUUUAUGACAUACAAACCGACUAGAUAUUCUUAAGGGCAUCUAUUCAAAUGUGUUAGAUGCUUAAUAGACAUGGAACACUUAGAAGAGCAUGGCGAUAGAAGAGCCCCAAUCAGGGUUAAAUUAAAAUGGAUAGCAAUCGCUUGAGACUGCCGAGAAACGUUACUCCUAGUAGCAGAUAGCAAGCUAAUCCGCUCGGUAUUAUUUUUUGUGGACUGAAUCUUAUCGUAAUUUAGUACUCCAAUUUUAUUUUUUACCUUUUUACAUUACUAUUUGAUACUAUACUCUUGCUGCCUUUAAUUUUCCUUAUUGUAGUGCAAAAGUGACACCUUAAAAUACUCCUAAAGAUUUCUUAAUAGACUUUACGCAAAUUUUUAUUUUAUGUGAUGAAAAUGAAUAGAUUUAAAAUCUUGAUGUUUUAGAGGUCGUGUUUUUGUGACGUUUAAUACUUUUAUAAAUAUAGGUAAAUGUUCGAUUAUGUUGUUAAUUAAUCAUAUUAAUUUAAAUAUUUACCUAUGAUCAAUAUUAUUGAGCCAUUUAGAAUAUGUCCCGUUAAAUUUAAAAUGGUUCGGUAGCUUCUCAAGGAGUUACGUCGGCUUGUUCAUGUCUGAUUACUGGUUUUGUGACAGCUUGGAAAACUGUGAUAUAGACGCGUGAUAGGAGGGCAGAAGACUUAAAUCGAUCAGUCCAUAUAUUUUUGACUGACCAGGAGAUAUCUUAAAGCCCAUUUCUUAAUCCAGUUACGUCUUACACAGAUGGAGUGAUUUUUAUAGUAGGUAUAUAUUUGGUAUAUAGAUAAAAAGAACAAUUUCGGUCACGGACUGAAAUACAAUGAUCUGGCCUCAUUCAGUUGCUUAUAUGCAACUUCUUUUUCGAGAUAUUGAUGUGAUAUAUAUGUAGAAAAAGAGAAAAUUUUUCAACUCUGGUAGAUCACAUUCUUUCUUAAUGGCCGAACCAUCUCGCCAACACCAUCAUUAUAUUCAUGAUUUCUUGACUGUUAGCAAUAGUAUGUAGGUACAUGUAAUUCAAUUUUAGUUGUACAGCUGUUGUUGCGGAGCGAAUUCAGAUCACAUGCCUUGACGGUUCGGGAAGCAAAGAAUUCACGGAAUGUGUGAAUUCAGAUUUAAAUAUUUGUAACGUUUUAGAAAACAAAUUUAAUUUAUUAACGUAGCAAAUAACCAAACACGCUGUUUGACCUUAUUUCUACCAAAUAAAAAUUCUACUUUUAUCAUUUCGUUCAUUUAUUCAGACAGUUCAAAUCGUAAAGUUUGCAGUACAUCAACAAAAACCUAGCAUACGUUUCAUUUCAUUUUCGUUCGAGGAGUUUGCUCCUAGUAUGUGUUUAUAUUUUUUAUUCUUCUUUCGGGAGUUCGCCUCCAUUCGUCCUAACCUCAUCACUGCCGCUUGGUAUGAUCAAAAUACAAUUAAAAAUACUCUUUGACCCACUAUAGUUAAUUUUUACUACUCGAUAUUUCAUGAUUUGAAAAGCUAAUUUAAAUUUUGUUUAAAUUGUAGGGUGAGUAAAAGAAAAGCGCAGUUGCGUUGAACUGACGCUAGAUGCAAUCAUGCCGAUGAUAUUUAUCCCCUUAUUCAUAAUAGUCUUCUAACUUAAAGCAUUGCUAAUUCUCACUCUGUCUUCAUCUAUCUAUUGACCUAAAUCAGAAUGAGAAAAAACACUCCUAAGCGGCUGUUUAAAGUUAGCGGACCAUUAUGAAUAAGGGGGUUAGUGUUUUAGCGGCACCCCAACACUACACACUCAUUAAAUCAUUUUACAUUAACGUUAGCAGACGUCAGCGGGAACUUGUUACUAUGCAAACGGUUCUUUUGAUUGGGGAUUUGUAAAAUGUAUGCCUGAAUUUGUAAAAUGGACGUCACCAAGAUGGCCGCCCGUAGCCACGCCAUCAUGCGGGGCUAAUAUAUGUAUAUUGAUGCUAUAACAUAUCGAUUACAAUGUUAUAACAAAACUCGAUCGCUACUCACGAAAUAACCUGUUUGAUUAACAUAAUAACACUAAAAAUAUUUUGUAUUGUUGUUGUUUGAGUAAUUUAAACUAAUACUAAUGGUUAUUUUAUACUGUGGUGUGCAAAAGUAUUAACUUUAUUACUAUUAAUUAUACAAAACCGGCCUUACAAAUUAACUUACAAAAAAAGCCUAAAGUUAUAAGUACCAAAGAAUAAACCAAGAAAAUGCAUAAUGUUUCCAAAUACUUACAUAACAUUUUGCUUAUGAUUGGAUUACUCUGACAUAUAACGUUUCCCGCGUUUAUUUACAAGGCUGCCUGACAUUUGGAAAACUUCAGAAUAAUCAUUUUAUUGACAGUAUUGUCAGCGAUAUAUGUCAUGUCAAUGUCAACAUUUUGCGUAUUCAUCAUUUAUUCUCAGGUAUAACUUUAUGCCAACUUUAUUUGUGAGGCCGUAAAUGUUUUUGAGAAAUUACCUAAAUUAUUUACUAUAUUAUCUUUAAUUAAGUAUCCUUUUACUAAUAAUAAACAUAUUUUAUAGAAAAUUUCCCUUAUCAGUUCACAUUCUGCGUGUUUCCAUUGAUUCUUUUCAUUUUUUUAAUUAGCGAGACCUUGAAAUCUUGGCUGAAAAGAUGAGAUUAAAAUGAAACAAAUAAAAUUCCCCUCCUAAACGGCUAUAUAUAUUUCCAUUAUUUUCCAUCGCCCUUGCUUUAUAAAUAUUAUAUAUUAUACGUUACAUUUCAAAAGUCUAUUUUUAGAUAGGGGUCAUAAAUACUUCAGUUCGAAAAAGAUGUAUUUUAAUUAUAUGAUUCUUCAUGCAAAGGUACUGUUAUACGUAUUAAUAUGUCAAACAUUGUAAGUAUAUACUGUGGUAGUAUUUUUGACUACCUAUGUUAUUUGUUGUUAAAUUUACUAUAAAUUUAUUCGCAAGUUUAUGUAAUUGUAAUGAACAGGUAAAUAGCGCGCUUUAUGUUGUUACGCAAAACUGUAGAUCGACAGACAUUACUAAGAUUCUUAACAUACCCGUAAGUGCGAUAGAGAAGGCUCAUAAAUCACAAACAGUAUUGCAACGGCAGCUAUAGAGCUGUUUGACAUAAAUAUCUUUUGUUUUUCACACAAAAAAUGACAUAGAUUUUCUUGUCAUAUGUCUUUAUUUUCUAUAAAUAUUGCAUUAUACUUAUGCUGUCAACAAAUUUCUCUUAAAAUAAUUUGUUACAUAAUAAAUAUUUUAAGAGAAAUUUGUAAGAAAAAUCGGCAAGGGUCUUGUUGGAACGGCUUUAUGUGAUGUGAGAUGACGUAAGAAUAUAAUAUUAAUUAAAAAAUAAAUGUAAUAUGAACAAAUAAAUGUGUUAAAUGUUGUUUUUUAUAAGCGAGUGAUUUUUUGGUGAAUCUACAUUUUUUUACUAAAACUAUAUUUCUAAGAUAGUUUAUCUAAUGUUUUAACUUAGCCUAAUCAGUAUUGUUCAAUGCAAUAUGAGGCUCGUUUUUGUAAAGAUCUCUCUCAUUGAGCCUCAUUGAUAUUUUAUAAAUAAAUUUACUUACAUUUUAUGGUGUUAAAUAAGAUUCCAAAAUAAUAAAUCAUAUUUGAGACAGGAGUGGCCAUCCUAAAUAGCAUAAGAAUCAUUUUAUAAACGUGCGCCUUUUUGCCUGUACUCACAUUUUACAAACGUCGAACCAAUCGACUUAGUGACGUUGACAGAUGUCAAAUAUUUAGUUUUCGUUUGCUUUACGGUCAAAUAAAAACUCAUGAUAAUCGUAAACUGAAAGCAAAGAGGAUGUAAAUACUACGUAAUAAGAGGCGGGUCUGUCUAAAAAUUGAAAUUUAUUUUAGUAUGAAACGUGCAGACGUUUUCACAUAAGUUUGAAAUGGUAGUAAUUACAGUAUGGCGAUUGGCGACGAAGUAUAAUUCGGCUAAGUUUGAAAAUGAACAGUUGCUUUAAACGUAGUGGAUUUCGGCUAUCUCCGUUUUUUUUUACAAGAUUGUAGCCGUCAUCUGUCAAUCUAUCAAUGACUGCGCGUUUCAUACAAUCGAGUGAAUCGCUUUUUCUUAGAGUGUAUCAACGUCGUUAGCAUACUCAUUGUCAUUGGCUAAUUUGUGAUGGCCCCUCUAUCGAAAAAAAAAACAGAAUUACACGCGGUGUCUUAUAAAAACGGCUAGCUAAAAAUUAUAUUAGUUUGGGAAACUGCAUAAUUAUAUUGUGAAUUCUUUUAUAAUAGUUUUUGUGUUAGGAAUGUUUACGAUAAUAAACCACUGUAAAUACUGGAUGUAGAUGUAAGAUAAUAGUAACAUUUCACUGCUCCAUCACAUGUCUACUGUAUUGUAAAUAAUGCUCACAUAUUAUGUUCUUAAUUCAUUUAAUGUUUUUAUAAGUUUUGGCGUUGCCCUGCGGUCACUUCGGACUAAGUGUUGACAUCGGUUCUUAUGGUCCGUUCAGACCUGCAGGUAACGCAGCGCCUUAAGUUUAGUUAAGAUACUCAAUAAAAAUAUUACAUGAACAAACAA